This is a messenger RNA of Onthophagus taurus, 1868 nucleotides long. RefSeq names its product prion-like-(Q/N-rich) domain-bearing protein 25. The record is from RefSeq and is a predicted model, not a curated record. Lineage: Eukaryota; Metazoa; Arthropoda; Insecta; Coleoptera; Scarabaeidae.
AAGUACAAUAAUUUAUAUUUAAAACCAAAAUAUAAACAAAUACUUUAUGAUCAAUCCCUGUAGAUUACAAAACUAAACCACACCUUUACCCACUUUCCUUUAUCAUACGAUAAGAUAACAAACACUGUAUUAAAUAGAAUUAUUUUGUGAAUCAUUUCUAAUACUAUCCUUACACUUGUUUUUUUGAGUAAAUAACAAAUAAUUUUAACGAUGUUAACUAAAAACAUGUUUAGUACAAUAAUUUUAUGCGUUUUCUUUUGUGUAUUUACCAAAAUUUGUUUAGGUAACGAAGAAUUACCACGAUCCGGAGGCAUAUCAAACACCCCGUGCUCAUUAGAUAGAGAUUGCAACGAAAAUAGUUUUUGCUUUGGAAACGAUCAAGUUAAUCGAGGUUUUUGUCGAUGCAAAGAUGGAUUUAUUAUUUUCAGAAAUAGAACUUUUUAUGAAUGUUUACCACCCGCCGAAAGCGUUGGAUCAUCUUGUAUAAGAAACAAUCAAUGCACUUUAGUUUUAGGAAAUCCUUCACUAUGUCUCAACAAUACUUGCCAAUGCUUGGAAAAUUCGCAUUUUGUUGAACCUCAAAAUCAGUGUUAUUUAACAUCAAGACCUGGUGAAUUAUGUCAGUCGGAUUUUAAUUGUUUAUUAUCCGAUAAUAGCAUUGGAAAUUGCUUUAUGGGAAGAUGUAAAUGUCCAAUUCUUCAUCAUCACACAGAUGAUGGUAGAUGCGUUCCAUCUGCGUAUUUAGGUGAUGUUUGUACGGAAGACGAUGCUUGUAGACACACCUUUGCUGCGUGUUACGACGUUUGUAGAUGUAUUGGAGGUUAUGCACCUUCAUCUGAUGGAAGAACUUGUUUAUUGGCUGCAAAUAGUUUCGGAGAUAACUGCACUGAAGUAUCUCAGUGUACAGAAUAUUUAAGUAGUUCCAUCUGUCAAGAUGGAACUUGCCAAUGUCGCACGGGUUUUCACGGAAUUGGACCUCAUUGUUGGAGAGAUGUAACGGCAGGGGGGAUGUGCGAGGAUAGACGAGAAUGUUUUAUAAGAAAUAAUACAAUGGAAAACGUUGGUUGUUUGGAUGGGGUUUGUACAUGUUUGGAAAAGUUUGAAAAUAUAAGGGGGCAUUGUAUACCAUCGAAAGGAACAAUUUUAACAUCAUUUAGGUUAAUAAUUGCAUUUACGUUUAGUUUUCUUAUAAUAAAGUUAUCUUAAGAAUCAUUAUUUAAAAUUAUAAAAUUCUUUAACGUUUUAUUCCCCAAACAAAUCGAUAAUUGGUAAUUUGAAGAUGCUCUUUCUUUUCCAAGGCUUCACUCCUUUUGUGAACCUUUCACCACCUUAUUCCUGGUAGAAAUAAAUAAUCGAUCUAACAAAACCCGUACAAACGGGGUUCAUUACGCGAUGGAUUGCGUGAUUGUAAUGUUCUUUGCGUGUUUUAACUUUUUACCCAUCAUUAAAAGCCAAGACGAUUAUUAUUCGAGACCGUUACAAGCAUACUCUUCAUACAAUGAGCAUUGUAUCUCUAAUAAAGAUUGUCGACCGUUCGGAUAUAUUUGUAAAAACAAUAAAACUUGCGAUUGCGAUCGAAUGUAUUCUUUGGAUGUUUAUAAAACUCAAUGCGUUGGAGGUGUUGAUCAAAAAUGUAUUUACGAUGAACAUUGUAUAAUCGGGGCGUUUUGUAUGAACCAGGCUAUUUGUAAAUGCAAAGAAACGACUCCGGUUAUUCUUGAAAAUGGAAUGGUUUGUGCAAAAAGCAACAAAAUGAAGAAUUGUGAAAAGUCCUGGGUUUUAUUACCCUUUAUAAUCGCAUUCUUAAAAUAAAUCUGUUUUAAUAAAGUGCACCAUUAGAAGAUAAAAAUAAAGUAGAUAACAAACGA